AUGGGGAGUUUCAAAGGUCAUGCCCUCCCCGGAACCUUCUUCAUUAUGAUGGGUAUUUGGUGGACCACCAGGUGCAUUCUGAAGUAUGCCUGCAAAAAGCACAAACGGACUUCCUACCUUGGCUCCAAAGUAUUAUUCCAUCGAAUAGAAAUUUUUGAGGGAAUCAUGAUAAUCAGCAUGGCUAUCACUGGCAUGCUUGGAGAGCAGUUUAUCACUGGAGGGCCCCACUUGGCCUUAUAUAACUAUAAAGAGGGCCAGUGGGUCGAACUCCUGAGCUGGCACCAUUUCACCAUGUAUUUCUUCUUUGGGCUGCUGGGUGUGACAAACAUCUUAGGCUUUUUCAUCAAUUCACUUCCCGCCUCCUUAACCAAGUUAAUGUUGUCAAAUGCCUUAUUUGUGGAGGCUUUUAUCAUGUAUAAUCACACUCAUGGCCGGGAAAUGCUGGACAUCUUUGUGCACCAGCUGCUGGUCUUGGCCAUCUUUGUGACAGGCCUGAUUGCCUUCUUGGAGCUCUUCAUACGGACCAAUAUCACUGUGGAACUUCUUCGGACAAGCUUUAUCCUGCUUCAGGGGAGCUGGUUUUGGCAGAUUGGUUUUGUCCUUUAUCCCCCCAGUGGAGGUCCUGCAUGGGAUGCAAUGGAUCAUGACAACAUUAUGUUUCUUACCAUAUGCUUUUGUUGGCAUUAUGCAUUAAGCAUUAUCGUCGUUGGAAUGAUUUAUGCCUUUGUCACUUGGUUGGUUAAAUCUCGACUUCAGAGGUUCUGCCCCUCAGAAGUUGGACUCCUGAAAAAUGCUGAACGAGAACAAGAAUCAGAAGAAGAGAUGUGAUUUUGAUGGGCAUUUAGUCUUUCUGGA
Messenger RNA from Odobenus rosmarus divergens (Pacific walrus), 855 nucleotides. It is a transcript of the gene TMEM45A, whose product is annotated as transmembrane protein 45A. The transcript has 5 exons. The record is from RefSeq and is a predicted model, not a curated record. Bases 1 to 828 code for a protein of 275 amino acids. NCBI's taxonomy places the organism in Eukaryota, Metazoa, Chordata, Mammalia, Carnivora, Odobenidae.